CUGUUUCGUCCGGUGCCUUAUUUAAACAGAAACGUCUUGCGUAGAAAACCCAGUAUCUGUAAAUACAGCAAUCGAUCUCAAAGUGAUACUAAGAAUGGCGGCCAUGGCAAAGCUCAUUUCUGCAUUGGCAAUCUUGCUCAGUGUUUUCACAUAUGUUAAUGGAUUCACAGCAUCUGGGUUCACUAGAGGUCACGCCACGUUCUAUGGAGGAAGUGAUGCGUCAGGAACUAUGGGUGGAGCUUGUGGAUAUGGGAAUCUGUACUCGGCAGGGUAUGGGACUAGGACUGCUGCUUUGAGUACUGCUUUGUUCAACGAUGGAGGUUCAUGCGGGCAAUGCUAUAGGAUCAUCUGUGAUUAUGCAUCAGAUUCAAAAUGGUGCAUUAAGGGAGCAUCUGUGACUAUUACAGCAACCAACUUUUGUCCUCCUAAUUAUGAUCUUCCUAGCAACAAUGGAGGCUGGUGCAAUCCGCCUCUUCAGCAUUUUGACAUGGCUCAACCCGCUUGGGAGAAGAUUGGAAUCUACAAGGGUGGCAUCGUCCCCGUCUUGUUCCAAAGGGUUCCAUGUAAGAAGCAUGGAGGAGUAAGGUUCGCCAUUAAUGGGAGGGACUACUUUGAGCUUGUUCUGAUUAGCAAUAUGGGAGGAGCAGGAUCUAUUAAAUCUGCCUACAUUAAAGGCUCGAAAACCGGUUGGAUGGCAAUGUCAAGAAAUUGGGGAGCAAACUGGCAGUCCAAUGCCUACCUCAAUGGCCAAUCUCUGUCCUUCAAAGUCACCACAACCGACGGAGUAACUAAACUGUUUACAAACAUUGUUCCCUCAAGUUGGAAAUUUGGCCAAACCUUCUCCAGUUUAGUACAGUUUUCUUAA
Molecule: messenger RNA, 865 nt
Organism: Fragaria vesca subsp. vesca
Lineage: Eukaryota; Viridiplantae; Streptophyta; Magnoliopsida; Rosales; Rosaceae
Product: expansin-A11-like
Exons: 3
Coding region: 95-865 (256 amino acids)
Biological process (GO): plant-type cell wall organization
Cellular component (GO): extracellular region
Source: RefSeq, a predicted model, not a curated record